Messenger RNA from Gambusia affinis (western mosquitofish), 1037 nucleotides. It is a transcript of the gene fgf19, whose product is annotated as fibroblast growth factor 19. The record is from RefSeq and is a predicted model, not a curated record. The coding region runs from base 30 to 659 and encodes 209 amino acids. NCBI's taxonomy places the organism in Eukaryota, Metazoa, Chordata, Actinopteri, Cyprinodontiformes, Poeciliidae. The transcript is spliced from 3 exons. Gene Ontology annotation, biological process: fibroblast growth factor receptor signaling pathway; positive regulation of protein phosphorylation; positive regulation of gene expression. Gene Ontology annotation, cellular component: cytoplasm. Gene Ontology annotation, molecular function: fibroblast growth factor receptor binding; growth factor activity.
CCCAGGACUGUGCGGGAAUUUGACAAACCAUGCUGUUGUUUGUGUUCAUUCUAUGCAUUGCUGGUGAACGUUUUACUCUGGGAGUAUUUUGCAUGCCAGUGAUGGACCAGGGGCCACAUGUCACCCAUGGCUGGGGCCAGGUGGUCCGGCUCCUGCAUCUGUAUGCAGCCAAACCAGGGCUGCACCUACUGAUAAGUGAGGAUGGACAAAUCCACGGUUCUGCAGAUCAAACUCUUUACAGCCUGCUGGAGAUCCAACCUGUUGGCCCCGGACGUGUUGUGAUCAGAGGAGUGGCAACCAAACGCUUUCUCUGCAUGGAGAGCGAUGGCAGAUUGUACUCAACUCAAACAUACAGCAGAGCUGAUUGCACCUUCAGAGAACAGAUCCAGGCAGACGGCUACAACGUCUACACCUCUGAUGGACACGGGGCCCUCCUCAGUUUGGGAAACAACCAGCAAAGACACAGCGGCUCAGACCGUGGUGUUCCAGCUCUGGCCCGCUUUCUUCCCAGGUUGAACACCCUUCAGCAGGCCGUCCCCACAGAGCCAGAUGUUCCUGAUCAGCUCAGUCCAGAGAAAGUACAAGAGACUGUGGACAUGAUGGGCUCCUUUGGCAAGCUGUCUCAUAUAAUUCACAGUCCUAGCUUCCAUAAGAGAUGAAGCGGCCGGUCUGAAACAGCUGUGAAGGGAUGUGCCCAUGGACACCCAAGCGCUACCUCCUGCAUGCUGUAAACUCAUGGACAGACAGGAGUUGCAACUGGUCAGCACGUAGAAAUGUUGGUGGCAUGGUUGUCCAGCCGGAGAUGCAGAGAGGCAUGCUGAGUGGAGCCUGACCCCUGGAGGCACUUCAACCCUCCAUCCUGCAUUUACACCCACUCAACAAACUUGAGAGGUAUUCUCAGUUUUCCAUUCUUCCAAAAGCUUUUUCCACAUGAAGAAGUAUGUUUGCUUUGAAACAGUGACUAAAGUGUACUGAUAAACCGCUGUGUUAGUGAACGGCUGGCAAAGGAAAAAACUUGCACAACAUUCAUCAGGUAG